This is a messenger RNA of Diospyros lotus (date-plum), 2406 nucleotides long. Its product is annotated as protein GLUTELIN PRECURSOR ACCUMULATION 3-like. The coding region runs from base 156 to 1853 and encodes 565 amino acids. The transcript has 12 exons. The record is from RefSeq and is a predicted model, not a curated record. NCBI's taxonomy places the organism in Eukaryota, Viridiplantae, Streptophyta, Magnoliopsida, Ericales, Ebenaceae. Gene Ontology annotation, molecular function: protein binding.
UAAUGGCCGCUUCUCUGCGCUCUGCAUGAACCCAAAUCAAAUCCCCUCAUUCGCAACUCCACAAGCCAAAACGACGAGCCCAUUUCUCUUUCCCUCUGUUUCUGCUUCUUGCAAAAUUUUCAUUCUCAGGUUCUGGGUUCGCUUCAUCUGGAAAAAUGAAAUGGGAAAAGUUGUCGAUUCAGAGCCGGGUCGGGGAAGAAGAUCAGGAUCUGGGCCCGAUUUGUGGACCUGGGACGAGGUGGGGACACACCUGUAACGCCAUUAGAGACGGCAAGCUUCUCUACGUUUUCGGUGGCUAUGGCAAGGAUAACUCUCAGACCAACCAAGUUCACGUCUUUGACACUGCCACACGGACGUGGAGUGAGCCUGUGAUAAAAGGGACACCACCGGUGCCAAGGGACAGCCAUAGCUGUUCCACUGUUGGGGAUAAUCUGUUUGUGUUUGGGGGCACAGAUGGAAGGAACCCUCUUAAGGAUUUGCAUAUAUUAGACACCUCUACAAAUACGUGGAUGUCACCAAAUGUAAGGGGUGAAGGACCAGCGGCACGUGAAGGCCAUAGUGCAACACUUGUUGGCAAACGUCUUUUCAUAUUUGGUGGGUGUGGCAAAUCUUCAAAUGAUGUUGAUGAAGAGUAUUAUGGUGAUCUCUACAUUCUGAAUACUGAGACUUUUGUAUGGCAACGUGCUAUUACAUCAGGAACUCUGCCAACGAAGCGGGAUAACCAUACAUGCUCAUCUUGGAAGAACAAAAUCAUUGUAAUUGGUGGUGAAGAUGCAUAUGAUUAUUAUCUCUCUGAUGUUCAUAUACUUGAUGCAGAUACUCUUGUUUGGACUAAGCUGAGCACUUCAGGCCAACUCUUGCCACCUCGAGCUGGGCAUUCAACUAUUGCUUUGGGCAAGAACUUGUUUGUCUUUGGCGGUUUCACUGAUGAGUCAAACCUUUAUGACGACAUUUAUAUGCUCGACGUUGAUACUGGCGUGUGGACCAAAGUGAUAGCUACAGGUGAAGGGCCUUCUGCCAGAUUUUCCAUGUCUGGAGACAGUUUACAUCCCAUAAGGGGCGGUGUUCUUGUGUUUUUUGGUGGUUGUAAUAAAGACCUUGAAGCACUGGAUGACAUGUAUUUUUUACACACAGGACUCACAAGGGAAAAUGAACGAGAUGAACGGCGUUUCGAGAAGUUAUCUUUGAGGAAGCAGCUAAAGUUGAAAUGCCAAGAACAAAAUAUGCUUGCUUCUCCUGUAUCUGACAAGGCACUGGUCAGAACUGAGACAAAAAAUGAUUUUGGCCAGCCCAUUCCAGUAGGAAGUACAGAAUCAAGCCAACCAAAUCUGAGGGAGUACCUUCCUUUUCCAGGGAAGAGGACAUUUCAUGCCAAGGUUACCAAAUGCUUCCCAGUCGGCUACACUAUUGAAACCGUCAUUGAUGGCAAGGUUCUUCGUGGAGUAUUAUUUUCCAACAAAAGCAUUAACUCUAAUGAUGAUAGUUCUAAAAGGAUAAAGGGUGCUGCGGAAAUCAAUGGUGUUAAGAUGAAUGUUGAUCAGAAAUCUUUCUUAGAAACCCCAAAACCUGUCGGGCAGGACAAACCAAGUGACAGGCAAGCAGAUAGUGUUCGUGGAGAGAAUGUGGAAGCUGCUUCUACUCCCAAUAUGAAGGGUCCAGCAUGCUCUGUUGCUUCUCAGCCCGAUGAGCAGGUCCCUGGGAACUUAAAUUUGCCUGUGGCGGUUGAUAAUGUGGAAAACUUGAACUUGCCUAACAUUGCUGAUGGAAACAUGGAAGACAAAAAGACAAUGAAUGAGCUGAACACUAGCAAUGAGGUCCAUGAAGUAAAUACAUCUUCAGCUGCCAAGGACUGAUAGCAUCCCUGAAUCUAGGUACUGUGAUUAUCAAUGGAAUCAAAAGCACAGAUGGACCUUGCAUAUCUGGGGAUUGGAGAUUUAUAAAGAAAAGAAAGAAAAAUUAAGCAAUAACAAAAGUGGAGAAGUUGCAGAAUAGUGGGGUUUUCUUGAACAUCACAAGAGAAACUAAGGCUGUUAUUCUGAUGAUGGAUUGGAUCAUCACUUCAUACUGUUUCUGGAUUCCUUUCUGCUGAAGCAGUUAGAAGCAUUCUGAUCUGAUAGCAUCCUUCUUUGAGGUGAAUUCGAGGAAUUCGUAAAGAACAAGAGACUAGACUGUAAAUUGGUGGUAGGUACAGUUGAUAGGUGAUAUUACAGGGAUUGAUUGAUUUCUUCUUCCAAUCCUUUGCUUUGGCGGAAUAUUGGCAUCUGACUGAUCAUGCUCCAGCUUCCAUUUCAUGAGUAUGGGGUUUUAAUCCAUUAAUUGUAGACUCUUUUUUAACUGUAUCAGUAUGUAUGUAGUUACAUACAUACACAUAUCUAUAUAUAUAUACAUAGUGAAUUCAACAACUUA